Messenger RNA from Microthlaspi erraticum, 1305 nucleotides. The record is from the annotation of a GenBank genome assembly. Lineage: Eukaryota; Viridiplantae; Streptophyta; Magnoliopsida; Brassicales; Brassicaceae.
AUGCGAACUCGAUCGAGUCGGUCAACUGAGGACUUGGUCGAGCUAGAUUUCACAACGGGUAGAAAGAGAGUUCAGAGGUCACAGAGGGUACAAGGGGAACCUGAGGUGCUUGUUGCUGAUACAAUGGAUGUACCAGAGGGGAAUGGAAACCCUUUGGGUCAUGGACUCGGUCGAGCUAGGCAAACUCGACCGAUUGGUCAAGGAGAUGCUCCAAACCGCCACCAACAGAGACAAGGGAUUGUUCCACCACCAGUGCAGAACCACAACUUUGAGAUCAAGCUGGGAAUGAUCAACCUUGUCCAGAACAAGAUGUUCCAUGGAUUGCCAAGUGAAGACCCCAUUGACCACCUUGAUGAGUUUGAUAGGCUUUGUGACUUGACAAAGAUCAAUGGUGUCUCUGAAGAUGCCAUCAAGCUGAGACUCUUUCCUAUGUCUCUAGCUGACAAAUCUCACCAAUGGGAGAAGAGCUUGCCCCAUGGCACAAUCACCACUUGGGAUGAAUGCAAGAAGGCCUUUCUUGCUAAGUUUUUCUCCACCGGUCGCACAGCCAAGCUUAGAGGAGAGAUAUCCAGCUUCAUCCAGCGAAACAAUGAGACAUUCGCAGAGGCUUGGGAGAGGUUCAAAGGUUACACAAGUCAGUGCCCACACCAUGGAUUCAACUAUGAAUCUCUACUCUCUACUCUUUAUAGAGGAUGCUUGCCUAGGUAUAGGGAGAUGCUAGACACAGCUAGCAAUGGGAACUUCCUCAACCAGGAUGUAGAUGAUGGCUGGCAACUUGUGGAGAACAUAGCUAACUCAAAUGGAAGCUAUGGAGAAGAGUAUGAUCGGACAACCCGGAGCUCGACCCACCACUCAAUCGAGUUAGACAAAAAGUUGAGAAAAGAUGUUAAGGCAUUGAAUGAGAAGUUGGAUAAGCUGAUCCUAGCUCAGUCCAAAAUGAAGAAAGUCAAUUUUGUAUCUGCUGAGGAGAUGGAACCAGUCCAAGAAGGGGAGGAUACACAAUUUGCUGAGGUAUGCUACAUGAGCAAUGGGCAAGGAGGUUACAACAAAGGAUACUAUAACUACAAGUCCAACCCUGCCAUGUCAUACCGCAACACUGAUGUUGCUAACCCUCAGGACCAAGUAUAUCCUCAACAACAAGCAGCUCGAUCGAGUCAGGUGCCACAACAUGGGUAUGGACAAAAGAACAAUUACCAAGGACCACAAGGCACUUUCCCUGGACAACAAAUGAAUAUCCCACCAGGCUUCCCCCACCAACCGCCCCAGCCUGCACCUUCACAAGAGAAUGAGCUCAAGCAAUGCUAA